AUGCUUGCCGGCGCCUGGCUGCCCUGGGCCUGCCUCCUGCUCCUGGCCAGGCCGGCCCGGCCCUGCCCCGAGGGCUGCGACUGCUUCCGCUGGGAGGUGUUCUGCUCCGACGAGGCGCUGGCCGCCGUCCCGCCCGACAUCCCGCCCCGUGCCACCCACAUCGUCUUUGUGGAGACGGCCUUCACCGCGGUGGGCGCCAGGGCCUUCGCCGGCAGCCCCAACCUCAGCAAGGUGGUCUUCCUCAACACCCGGCUCUCCCGCCUGGAGCCCGACGCCUUCGGGGGCCUGCCCGCGCUCCGGGACCUGGAGCUCACCGGCAGCGCCUUCGCCAGCCUCGACCCCGACCUCUUCUCCAACCUGACCUCGCUGGGCAAGCUCACCCUCAACUUCAACCAGCUGGAGGCGCUGCCCGGGGACCUCUUCCGCCACCUGGGCGCCCUGGGGUCCCUCCAGCUACAGGGCAACCGGCUGCAGAACCUGCCUGCCCGGCUCUUUCAGCCCCUGGCGCGCCUGGAGAGCCUCAACCUGGCCCAGAACCUGCUGGCCCGGCUGCCCGAGGAGCUGUUUGCGCCCCUGGGCGGCCUGCAGACGCUGAGGCUGAGCAACAACAAGCUCGCCCGCCUGUCUCCCAACCUGUUCGCCGGCCUGGGCAGCCUGCGGGAGCUCUUCCUGGACAGCAACUCCCUCUCGGAGCUGCCCGCCACCGUGUUCGCCCCGCUCCGCCGCCUGGAGAAGCUGUGGCUGCAGCGCAACGCCCUGGGCCACCUGCCGCCCUCCGUCUUCUCCUCGCUGGGCAGCCUGACCUUCCUGAACCUGCAGGGCAACGCGCUGCGGGCGCUUCCCGUCGGCCUCUUCGCCCGCUGCUCGGGCCUGGCCGGCCUGUCCCUGUCCCACAACCAGCUGGGCACCGUCCCGGAGGGCGCAUUCGCCGGGCUGUCCAACCUCAGCUCGCUGACGCUCUCCCACAACGCCCUCACCCACCUGCCGGCCGGCGUCUUCGGGGGCCUGGCCGAGCUGGUCAACCUGUACCUGGGCAGCAACAACCUGAGCGAGCUGCAGCCCGGCCUCUUCUGGAACCUGACCAAGCUCGAGCUGCUCAGCCUGUCCAGGAACCAGCUGGCCACGCUCCCGCAGGGCAUCUUCGACACCAACUACAACCUGUUCAACCUGGCCCUGCACGGCAACCCCUGGCAGUGCGACUGCCGCCUGGCCUACCUCUCCGGCUGGCUGCGCCAGUACAGCGACAGGCUCCUCAACAUCCAGACCUACUGCGCGGGCCCCGCCUACCUGAAGGGCCAGGUGGUGCCCGCCUUGCAGGAGGAGCAGCUGGUGUGCCCGGUCGCCCGAGACCGCGUGGGCUACCAGGCCCCGGGGCCGGAGCACCGGGAGCCCGGGGACGGCUGGGAGCUGGCUGCCGAGGACAGGGCGGCCCGGAGCCGCUGCACCUACAGCAACCCCGAGGGCACCGUGGUGCUGGCGUGUGACGUCGCCCAGUGUCGCUGGCUGAACAUCCAGCUGUCCCCCAGGCAGGGCUCGGACUCCCCGGGAAUGACGCUCAACGCCACUCAGGGGUGGGAGCUGAAGUCGAGCUGCGGCUCUGUGAGGGUCACUGUGUCCAUUGAGGCUCGGGCGGGGGACCCCUAG
Pipistrellus nathusii (Nathusius's pipistrelle) is the source of this 1644-nucleotide messenger RNA. NCBI's taxonomy places the organism in Eukaryota, Metazoa, Chordata, Mammalia, Chiroptera, Vespertilionidae. The record is from the annotation of a GenBank genome assembly.